Molecule: messenger RNA, 2925 nt
Organism: Heterotrigona itama
Lineage: Eukaryota; Metazoa; Arthropoda; Insecta; Hymenoptera; Apidae
Source: the annotation of a GenBank genome assembly
CUUCAACGACUAAUUUCAAGAUAUCAAAGAUCAUGCGACGAUGAUUCCGGUAGAUUUUACAGAUUACGCGUUGUAGUUUUCGGAAAAUAUAACGUAGAGACUAAUAUUUAAACUAUUGCUGUGCCCAUAUGAAAUAUACAAAAUGAAUGUGAUACCGUGUUGGAUAUUAAUUAGUGUACUAGAAUUAGUAUCAGCAGAAUGGAAUACAAAAGACUAUAUGAAACGAGAACAUUCUUUGAUCAGACCAUAUCAAGGAUCUGGAAUGACAAUACCCUACUGGGAUUUUACGGGUAGUACAAUGGUGACAAAUAACUAUAUAAGAUUAACUCCAGACUUACAGAGUAAACAGGGUGCCAUAUGGAACUCAGUCCCAUGUCAUGUAAGAAAUUGGGAGCUCCAAGUUCAUUUUAAAGUUCAUGGAAAAGGAAAAGAUUUGUUCGGCGAUGGUUUUGUUAUUUGGUAUGCAAGAGAAAGAAUGAAAACAGGUCCUGUCUUUGGAAAUCAAGAUUAUUUCCAAGGAUUAGCCAUAAUUUUAGAUACAUAUAGUAAUCACAAUGGUCCACAUAAUCACCAGCAUCCUUACAUUUCUGCCAUGGUCAAUAAUGGUUCUUUGCAUUAUGAUCACGAUCGUGAUGGAACGCAUACACAAAUUGCAGGUUGUGAAGCAAACUUUAGAAAUUUAGAAUAUGAUACGCAUAUUGGUGUGAGAUAUGAAAGAGAUACAUUGACUGUUUCCACAGAUUUUUCAAACAAAGCUGCGUGGAAGGAAUGCUUUUCUGUAAAAGACAUAAAGCUGCCUACAGGAUAUUUUAUUGGAAUUUCGGCAACAACAGGAGAUUUAUCUGAUAAUCAUGAUAUACUAUCUAUUCGUUUAUUUGAAUUAGAUUUACCAGAUGAUAACAUGUAGAUGACCCAAAACAAUCUGCAUUUAGUAGAAUAAUAUUUUUCUUUUUAAUGCUUAUAGCAGCGCUUGCAUUAAUCGCCUGUGUGGUAAUAGGUAUUAUGUGGUAUCAGAAACAUCAAGAAAAUAGCAGGAAACGAUUUUAUUAAAUUAUGGUGCUUUAUGAAUUACUCCAUUUUUAAAUCUUUCGUUUCUAUUGAAUAUUCUUUCUUUGAAAAAUAAGGUGUAGUCAUAACGUGUUCAUAAGACUGUUUCCCUUAAUGUUAGAGUAACAAAUAUCCAUUCACGAUAUCUUGGAUUUUGAGAACGUUGUUCACGAGAUAUUUUGACGAAAAUAUGUCAAGAAAGGAUGAAACUGUCGUAAUAAUGUAUAAAUAAUUGCAGCAAUCAUAAGACGUGUCCAAUUACGCCAUUCACUAUUCUAGUUCGAAUAAUGUUUGUCAUGAAUAAUACAAAGUUCCUUUACCAAAGUUUUUAUAAUCUUAAGUUGCUGCAAAAAAUUUCUUUUAGAAAUAAGUUCAAUAAUUCGUGUAAAAAUUAAACAUACCAAUAUUAUUCCUUAAGUGAAUUUUAGUUUAAAAAAAUGCGAUAAUAACUGCAAUAAAUUUAAGAGAUAAAAUAAAAUAAGUUUUUUGAAGCAACAUUGUAAUUCAUAUUGUUAACGUAAAAUAUCGUAUGUUACAUUACUGAUAGAAAAACGAACUCUAAAAGUAAUCAUCGAUUUCUACAAGAGCAUUUUUUCUCGCUUUGACUUAUCAUUACGUCUGUGAAUUCGAUAUAAUAGAAAUAAUUUUACUGAUAUAGAUUUUAUAUUUAUAUAUAAAGAACAUUAUCAAUGUGGAAUAGUUAUAGUGAUUUCGUGCUGUCGAUUUUAUACAAAAGAUAAAGGGAACCAAAAUCUUGAAAUAAACAAUUGUUAAGAAACAUAAUGUUAUUAUUUGUGAAAAUAAUGUACAUCACUCGUUGCCAAAUACAAAAAUUAAAUACAAAAACUAAAUCGUGUAAAAAAUAUUUACCUUAUAAAAAACAAAAUUGUAAGUAAAAACGAAUAUUUUCUAUUAAAAUGUAUUUCCUAUAAUAAGAUUAUAAGCAAUUGAAGCAAAGCAUUUAAUGACAGUAUUUUUGCUUCUUAAAAUAUAUUUUAUUAUAAAUAAUAGUAUUUAUUUGAACAGAAAACAUCAAGGCACAUCUAUAUUUGUCUUUUGUUUCUGCUAUAAUCUUUUACUAUUGUCCUGAUAUGAUAUAUAGGAUAACUGCCAUUUCUUUUAGACAGUUAUAAGAUUCUUUAAUUGUUUUAAAAUCUAAACACAACAUCAAUUUAACAACAAUCUUUAACUCCUACACGUCAUACAUCUUUACUACUUCUGUAUAUAUCUUUACUACUUCUUCAAGUACAUAUAAUAUUCACAUAGCAUUUACACGAGGAAAGAUAUUUCAAUUAAAUUAAUUUCGAAAUAUCGCCGGGCUUCAUAAAUUUAUGUGAAGAUAUUAAGUCCUAAGAAAUGAAAGAUCAAUAUAGAUACACGCAUCACAUCAUUGUUGUACUACAUAAAUCGUUCUUGAACAUUGACAGAAUUCGUGAUGUGGAUGCGAAUGAUGUGUUUUUCAUUAAAAAUUUAGCAUUUCAAAAACAGUUGUAAUAUUUUACUAUUAAGUUAAAAUAAAAUCGAAAAGAUUCCACCUCUUUCGAUUUUCCGAAAACGGAAUAGAAAAAUAUUAAGCGCAUUUAUUUCUAUUACUGGCAGUAAUACUUACGAAAAUAUAUCGAUCUUAAAAUAUACGUGUAUAAGUGUACUCUCUGACGUAGAUACUUGAUAGAUUUUUAAUGAAAUUCUAAUGCCUGAGGUGUUGGUAACAUCAAAAUGUUUUUCCUUUCAUAGAUAAUAGUUAAAAGUAGUUAAAAAAUAUACUCUUAAAAAUCUAAUGUAACAUUUAAACAAUAAUUUCGAAUUUAAUCAUUAAAAAAAUAAAUAACCCGAAUAUUCUUUCUAUAUAAUUAACUCAUUUUUUUUUCUUUUUUUUUU